This is a messenger RNA of Protopterus annectens (West African lungfish), 2907 nucleotides long. RefSeq names its product suppressor of cytokine signaling 3-like. The coding region runs from base 471 to 1094 and encodes 207 amino acids. Gene Ontology annotation, cellular component: phosphatidylinositol 3-kinase complex. Gene Ontology annotation, biological process: phosphatidylinositol phosphate biosynthetic process; intracellular signal transduction. The record is from RefSeq and is a predicted model, not a curated record. Gene Ontology annotation, molecular function: 1-phosphatidylinositol-3-kinase regulator activity. The transcript has 4 exons. Lineage: Eukaryota; Metazoa; Chordata; Ceratodontiformes; Protopteridae.
AACAGGGUCCCCCUGUAUUGUUUUUGCUGCUCUCCAGCUUUGCAAGACCUUUGUGGGGGCCAGCAACUCCUGGACUCAGCCCAGUGGAGUGUGCAUCAUUUUGUCUGUGCUCCUUGCCUUUCUGUUACAUGUUUCCUUCCUGCCCAGUUUGAGGUCCUGAGCGUGGGUCCCUUAAGCUCCAUAGGUAGUGCCUGAGGUCAAGAAAGGAUUCGAGGCGCCACGGUACUUCACAGAUAAAGUAGCAAAGGGCUUUGCAGAGGAGAGGCAUGACCCUUAACAUAACAUCCUUGUGCUUACACAGCACAUCUGAAAGACUACAGCUAAGCACAGCUGUCGUGGUUACACCCUGUUGAUCAGAGUUUCUGUGAUUUCACCGUGAACAGGGUCAUGACGUUGUGAUACACCCAAGGAGACAGUGGAACAAAGAGGGUCCCAGGUCCCAGAACAGCAGCACAGCAUUUGAAUCAAGGAUGGUAACAUUCCGAAGAAGCCAUCCCUGCUGCUUCUGUUUCCACGUCAUGCCGCUGCCAAGCGACAAGCCUUCCUAUCACUACAAGCUCUUCUGCGGCGAGUACGAGUGCAUAGAGAAUGCGAUAAAGCGGCUUGAGGCCAGCGGAUUUUACUGGAGCACCCUUCCUGGAGCAGAGGCCAAGAGACUUCUUACUAUGCAGCCUGUUGGUGCUUUCUUAGUACGGGACUCUUCUGACCAUCGUCACCUGUUCACACUCAGUGUCCGGACUGAGGCAGGAAUUACAAACCUGCGCAUCAAACAGAAGGAUUGCCUCUUCUACUUAGAGACAGACCCUGGCACUGAAAAGCCUCACACCUUUGACUGUGUGGUUAAGUUAGUGGACCAUUAUGCAUCUCAGGCAACCGAUGGCCUCAGUGAGGUGACCUUCUGCUACACUGAAGGUAAGGAGUGUACAGUCCCACUGAUUCUUAAUAAACCACUCAACUGCCGAGUGGUAACAUUGCAGGACCUGUGCAAACGGACUAUUGUGAGAAACCUCCAACCAAGAGCUAGUGGGAGUGGAUCAGAAAUUGUGGAGGGCCUACCAGUUCCAAAGACAAUGAAAGAUGCUCUGAAAAAUUAACUACUAGCUAUCAACAAGGAAAGCUCUGCAUCCUGGGAACCUGUUGGUCAUAUAGUGGAAACGUAUAAAAUUACUCAGUAAUGUCUUACAGAAGUGUUCAGCAAAGAAACUGCCCGUCAAGAAAAGUGAACUCUGAAGGCAUAGAAGGAGCAGAAGCUGAGACCCACCAAGUAUAGACGUCCAGUGGAAGAGAGUUUCUGUCCAUGACAACACUGUUUCCAAAGCAGUCAACACAGCCAGCAAAAUGAUCUCCAUCCUUAGAAUGACAGCAACAUAGGUGUUAACUUAUCCUAGACUGAACUGGAUAACAUCUUAGGACAAAAGAACUUAUCCUAGACUGAACUGGAUAACAUCUUAGGACAAAAGACUUUUAUAGUGGUGAUAAUAGGAAAAAAAAAGGGAAGAAAGAUGAUCAGCACAGACACCAGGCAGUCCUUACAUAUGCAUUAUGUUGUUGCAUUGCAUUCUUUAAGAAAAAGCUAUAUUCUGCUAGCCACUAAAUGUUAUCUGAAGAUUUGGAUUACUGAUUGUGCUUGCUGGCUGUAUUCAUCUGACUCCAGACCUCAUGUUACUUGAUAGUGUAUGUUUGUUUGUCUUUUCGGCUUUUUCCUGGUUAGGGGUCGCCACAGCGGGACUCCGGUCCGCUAAUGAUUGGCAGUACAUUUUUUUAUGGUGCCGAGUUGCCAGCCCGACACCCAACCUUCAGUGAAGGCACACCCAUUCACGCAUGUCUUUAGGAGGCCACUCAACCACAGAUAGUGUAUAAUUUUGUUAAAUACUAGACGCAAAAAAAAAACAUAAGCAGCAUUAAAUCACAGUUCCUUCAUUAGAAAAGGCUCUUGGAAUUGAAACAGCCAUGAGAUUCCUGCAUUGCUGGAACGUCAGGCCAUAUGCUUAGGGGAAAUGUGGCCUAGUUGUAUGGUCAACCAAAUGAGUAUAGUAUUCCACUAAGAUGCCAUGAAAAGGAACAGGCCUUAUUUCCCUUGGAGAAAUACAGGAAGUCUUGUGGAAAAUCAUAUAACUAAUGACAAAUGCACACAAGAUAGAUACCUCCCCCCACCCAUCAACUCCCAAAUAAGCCUUGAAAGGUAGUAGCAUUUGGAAACUGCUAUAAGUACCCAAACCAUAAGUAAAUGGUCCUUUACCACAUGUAACUAUAAGAGGAUUUUGAUUGUUUCUGGUUCAUAUUUUAGUAAUCUAUUAUGAUUUCAUCUAUUGUAUAUACUUUUAACUAAUAUCUGCUAAUGAAGAGGACAUGGACAGUAAUUAAAGGCUAAUAAACUAAUUAUAUUUCUGAAUUUUAAUAUUGCCAUUUGCCUUUCAUGUCCACUGCAUUUUCCCCUUUUAAUUAUUAAGAAGCUGCUUUACCUGAUAUGAGAAGUAGGUUGCUGAAAAGAACAGCACAGUGUUUGGAACAGUCAUUUCUGUUUUUUUUACCAUCCAUGUCUUGGGCUCUGCUGACUGUCGAUGGUUUGGCAUUGUAAUUCCUGUGUGUUAUACCUACAAAGGUUUGCACGUUUGAUGAAUGGCACACUUAGCAUCCCCCCACACUCUUUAAAAAAGUCUCCCCUAAUUUGCAGAGAUAUAAAUUCACCCUCCUCCAUGUAAAGUUUCACGUAGACAUUUAUGUCUUCCUGCUGCAAUGCCCCCUCCUUAGUCACAACCCUCCCCAAACUCUCCUUAGUCUCACCCUUCAAACUCUCCUUAGUCUCGCCCCUCACCAGACUCUCCUUAGUCUCGCCCCUCACCAGACUCUCCUUAGUCUCGCCCCUCACCAGACUCUCCUUAGUCUCGCCCCUCACCAGACUCUCCU